Molecule: messenger RNA, 3496 nt
Organism: Salvia miltiorrhiza (redroot sage)
Lineage: Eukaryota; Viridiplantae; Streptophyta; Magnoliopsida; Lamiales; Lamiaceae
Product: valine--tRNA ligase, mitochondrial 1
Exons: 20
Coding region: 143-3304 (1053 amino acids)
Biological process (GO): valyl-tRNA aminoacylation
Cellular component (GO): cytoplasm; cytosol
Molecular function (GO): ATP binding; aminoacyl-tRNA deacylase activity; valine-tRNA ligase activity
Source: RefSeq, a predicted model, not a curated record
AAGAAAAAGAAAUACCAGUCCCUCACUGUAGUUAAAACCGUUGUCGCCAUCCCACACUCCCCAAAACCCUACGCUUCUUGGACUCCAUUUGCCGCCUGCUUCAUCGUCUCAAGCCACCUCGGACUUCAAUUUCUCUAUCACCAUGGAGUCGCGAGAACUGACGGCGGAGGAACUCGAAAAGAAGAAGAAGAAAGAAGAGAAGGCUAGAGAGAAGGAGCUAAAGAAACUUAAAGCUGCACAAAAAGCAGCAGCAGCAAAGCUUCAGGCACAACAACCUGCUGCUGCUUCAAAGUCAGAGAAGAAGAAGAAUGCGAAAAGAGAAGCACAGGAGGAAAAUCCCCAGGAUUAUGUUGACCCAGAGACACCUCUGGGUGAAAAGAAAAAGCUGGCUCGACAAAUGGCAAAGACUUACAACCCCAGCGCUGUAGAAAACUCGUGGUAUGAAUGGUGGGAAAAGUCAAACUUCUUUGAGGCAGACCCAAAAAGCUCCAAACCACCUUUUGUCAUUGUGCUCCCACCUCCUAAUGUUACCGGGGCCCUUCACAUUGGCCACGCUCUUACUGCUGCUAUUGAGGACACAAUUAUUCGUUGGAAGCGGAUGUCUGGUUACAAUACAUUGUGGGUGCCUGGUAUGGAUCAUGCUGGAAUAGCCACUCAGGUUGUUGUGGAAAAGAAACUUAUGAGGGAACAGAAAUUGACAAGGCAUGAUGUUGGUCGUGAAAGAUUUGUAGAUGAAGUCUGGAAAUGGAAGGAUGAGUAUGGGGGCACAAUUCUAAAGCAACUCCGCCGCUUGGGUGCAUCUCUUGAUUGGUCGCGUGAGUGCUUUACCAUGGAUGAGAAGAGAUCAAGGGCUGUGACUGAGGCUUUUGUAAGACUUCACAAGGAGGGUCUCAUAUAUAGGGAUAUACGUCUGGUUAACUGGGAUUGCGUCUUGAGAACAGCAAUAUCCGAUAUUGAGGUAGACUACAUAGAUAUCAAAGAGAGAACACCGUUGCGGGUUCCUGGAUAUGGAACUCCCGUCGAAUUUGGGGUGCUGACAUCAUUUGCUUAUCCUUUGGAAGGGGAUUUGGGUGAGAUUGUUGUGGCAACUACUCGAGUGGAAACAAUGCUCGGUGAUACUGCAAUUGCUAUACAUCCAGAUGAUCCAAGAUACAAGCAUCUUCAUGGGAAAUUUGCUGUUCAUCCUUUCAAUGGAAGGAAGCUCAAAAUAGUUUGUGAUAGUGUCCUUGUCGAUAUGAAGUUUGGGACUGGUGCUGUUAAGAUAACUCCAGCCCACGAUCCUAAUGAUUUUGAGGUUGGCAAGCGCCAUGAUCUCAAAUUCAUCAAUAUCUUCACAGAUGAUGGAAAAAUAAAUACCAACGGUGGUGAAGAAUUUGCAGGAAUGCCACGUUUUAAAGCACGUGAGGCUGUGACCCAAGCUUUAAAAGAAAAGGGACUUUAUAGAGGUGAUAAAAAUAAUGAGAUGCGCCUUGGCAUUUGUUCAAGAAGCAAUGAUGUAGUGGAGCCCCUCAUAAAGCCACAGUGGUAUGUGAACUGCAAAGGCAUGGCAGAGGAAGGUCUGAAUGCUGUCAUUGAUGAUACAAAUCCAAAAUUGGAGAUCAUACCCAAACAAUAUGUUGCUGAAUGGCAGAGAUGGCUUGAAAACAUUCGUGAUUGGUGCAUUUCAAGGCAGCUUUGGUGGGGCCAUCGUAUCCCUGCGUGGUAUGUGGUGUUGGAAGAUGAUCAACUGAAGGAGCUUGGUGUUUACGAUAAUCGGUGGGUGGUUGGCAGGACCGAGGAAGAAGCUCAGAAGGAGGCUAGCAGAAUGUUUGUUGGGAAGAAGUUCCAGCUUUUCCAAGAUCCAGAUGUCUUGGAUACCUGGUUUUCUUCUGGUUUAUUUCCAUUAUCUGUAUUAGGGUGGCCAGAUGAUACUGAUGACCUCAAAGCAUUUUAUCCAACAAGCGUGCUUGAAACUGGUCAUGAUAUUCUCUUCUUCUGGGUGGCACGCAUGGUGAUGAUGGGUAUGAAGCUAGGAGGUGAUGUCCCAUUUAGAAAGGUUUACUUGCACCCAAUGGUUCGCGAUGCGCAUGGACGCAAGAUGUCCAAGUCACUGGGAAAUGUUAUCGAUCCCCUAGAAGUCAUUCGAGGUGUAACCCUAGAAAAUCUUCAUAAGAGGCUAGAAGAAGGAAACUUGGAUCCGAAUGAACUCAAAACUGCAAAAGAGGGGCAGGAGAAGGAUUUUCCUAAGGGCAUACCUGAAUGUGGUGCUGAUGCUUUGCGCUUUGCUCUUGUUUCAUAUACAGCUCAGUCAGACAAAAUAAAUCUGGACAUUCAGAGGGUGGUUGGGUAUAGGCAAUGGUGCAAUAAGCUUUGGAAUGCAAUUAGGUUUGCUAUGACUAAACUUGGAGAUGAUUAUACCCCUCCAACAGAGAUUGAUCCAGCUUCCAUGCCUUUUAGCUGCAAGUGGAUACUGUCUGUUUUGAACAAAGCUAUAUCAAAAACAGUUGCGUCAUUAGAUUCCUUUGAGUUUUCUGAUGCUGCUACGGCUGUAUACUCGUGGUGGCAAUUUCAACUGUGUGAUGUGUUCAUUGAAGUAAUUAAGCCAUAUUUUACUGGCAACGAUCCUGCAUUUGCAUCAGCAAGAAGAUCUGCACAGGAUACCUUGUGGCUGUGUCUAGAUUACGGGUUACGAUUACUUCAUCCGUUUAUGCCGUUUGUCACUGAAGAACUGUGGCAACGUCUUCCUUCUAAGAUAGAUUCAGUCAGGAAAGAGUCCAUUGUGAUAUCAGAAUAUCCAUCUGUUGUAAAGAGUUGGAUUAAUGAUGAUGUAGAGUCGGAGAUGGAUAUGAUCGAGUCUGUGGUUAAAUCACUGAGGUCUCUUCGAUCACAGUUGCCACCAAAUGAGAGGCUUCAGCGGCGUGCAGCUAUUGUUCGUUGCCGCACAAAUGAUGCAUGCACCAUCAUCAUGAGACAUGAUCUGGAGAUCGCCACUCUUGCCCUUCUAUCAUCUCUGACUGUCUUAAGUGAGAACGAUGAUGUUCCAGUGGGUUGCUUGGUAGAUGUGGUCAAUGAAUCUCUUUCAGUUUUCCUCAAACAAGGAAGCAUCAAUGUUGAAGCUGAACUUGAAAAGCUGAGGAAGAAAAUGGAGGAGACACAAAAGCAAUAUGACACCUUGACGAAGAAGACAAGUGCUGCUGGCUACCAAGAGAAAGUUCCGGCCCAUAUCCGAGAGAGUGAUGAGGCAAAACUGGCAUCAUUACUGCAAGAAAUCUUGUCAUUCAAGGAAGCGAGCGAGCAUCUGGAACAUGAGAAUCCCGAAUCCUAAAAAUAUUUCGAUUUUUAGGCUUUUGAGCUCUUGGCAAAAAUGUUGAGGUUCAAGCUUGCACUAAAUCAUCUUUGUUAUUUCAUGGCUGAUUUUCACACAUUACCGUGUAACAGUAUUGCUGGGUUUUGGCCACGUACUAGUUGAAACAGGGCCUUUAAUCUUAAUAUACUACUAAAGCAAAUUUUGAUGAUA